Bursaphelenchus okinawaensis is the source of this 1167-nucleotide messenger RNA. NCBI's taxonomy places the organism in Eukaryota, Metazoa, Nematoda, Chromadorea, Rhabditida, Aphelenchoididae. The record is from the annotation of a GenBank genome assembly.
AUGUUCCGUUGCUUAUCAAGUUGUUUUUGGCUGGUGUUGGUGGCUUUUGGCCGGUUUGCUGGAAGUGAUGGUGUAAGGUUUUAAAGCUUGGGGCUGUAAGCGGUGCUUUGUGGGCUUUUUGUACUGGUUUAGAUUACCGUGAAUUUUCAAUUAACUUGUACUGAACCUUGUAUUUUUGACCAGUUUAUAGUGCUAAAAGUGUAAAAGGUUGAUCUCCUUAAAGCUACUAGUAAUGUUAUUUUGUCUUUGAGUAGCCCUUUAAAUAAUAAUAUCUGUGCCAUUUACAGGCAAAAACCAUGACGAUAUCAAUUGAUAUGCCGGUAUAUUGUUUUGAUGUUAUAAUCACUAAACUUCAAAAGGGUUCAAGUCCUCCAGUACCGUCGAGCAUUCCCAAUGACAAUUUGUAAGUCUGAACCAAGGACAACGUUAGUGUUGCACCUUAUCCCUAUACAUAUUGAACAUAGCACUAUACCUAAUGUUUAUUGUCAUAUGCAAACAGUUAAGUUUUAAGGAUUGUAUUAAAUGCAAAUUUGAUGUUUUAGUCCAUUAUUCGUAACAUGGAAGAAAGGAAAUGGUCAUCAUCUUGAUCUCAGAGGCUGUAUUGGAACCUUCUCUGUCAACCUGCCACUUCAUAAAGGUCUAACUGACUACGCCAAAAUAAGGUAAUUGAUUGAAAUAUAUUUUAGAUUGAAAAAAUGUUUCUCAAUACAGAUUUUAGCUGUUAUAACAUAUGAUAUAUUAUUUUCUUGCCAAAAUUUUUAAAUACGCAUUUUUACAUUACUUUUUGACAAUUGCAGUGCUUUCGAAGACAGUCGCUUCCGCCCAAUUUCACUUACCGAAGUCCCUCAACUUCACUGCACAGUAUCUCUGCUCGUGAAGUUCGAACAAGCCCCAAACUACCGUGACUGGAUCAUAGGAACCCAUGGUGUACAUAUCUACUUUAAACAAAACGGACAAAACCUGAGCGCUGUGUAUCUGCCUGAAGUUGUUGAAGAACAAGGCUGGGAUCAUGUCGAAACGCUGAAUCAGCUAAUGAAGAAAGGCGGCUGGAAAGGUCAAAUCACUGAAAACGACCGGCUGGCUGUGAGGGUUGAACGAUUCCAAAGCGAGAAACUGACAUUAUCUUAUCAAGACUACUUGGCCCAAAAGAACCACUCAUAUAACUGA